AAAGGAAAUGGCUUGUAUUUUUCAAAAGUGUUAAUGCCAUGAAACAUAAAGAAACAUUAAAUUAUUUUCCAGAUUAAAGGAGACUAGAGACAUGACAACUGCAUGCAGUGUGUUAUCUUGUAUUUUCUUUUGCUAUGAAGAGCAUUAUUGAGAGAUUUGCCAAAAUCUAAAUAAAGCCUGUAGAUUAGAAAAAAGCAUUAUACAUUUUCUGAUUUUCAUAGUUGUACUGUGGGCAUGUAAAAUAAUGUUCUUUUUUGGGGAAAUACACACAGAAGUAUUUAGCAGUUAAAAAUGCUGAUGGUUUUCCAUUUAAAAUCGGAGAUUAAAAUCCAAACCACUACAAGAUCUGACCCCGUGUCCACCUCUCUGAUUUCACUUCCUGUCACUCUCACCACUUAAUCACUAUGACAGGCCAUACUGACCCGACAGUUCCGACAGCCUUGGAACUGGAAUUAUACUCCCAUAACAAUCCCAAGUUUCAGUUUAAAUAUCCCCCUUUUACAAAGUAAUUCCCUAAUAAAUAGGUCUAAAGUUCAAACUUCCAUUGUCUCUUUUUUACCACGUGGUGCAACUAUUUUGCCUAUUUACUCUUUGUUGUCUAUUUCCUCCCACUAAAUGUAAACUCAUUAAGAGGGGAGGUCAUGUCUUCUUUACCGUUUAAAGAAUUUUUUAUUAUAGUUUAUGUACAAAUUCUUAAGUCUUAUCAGCAGUGUUUAACUGAAUACUGAGUUAAAAUAAUCUUCAGUCUUAUUCUUAAUUCUAUUAAGUAGUUAUAUGAAAAAGUACUAAUUCUUCUGUAAAACUCCGAUCUGAGCUCAAAGCUGAUACCCUUAGAGUCCAUCUUCCUUCCUGCUUGUGAGGAGGGGUGGAUAAAGGGGACGCCAUCAAGAUAACUGGGUUACAAUCAGGACGUCAAGCGUGGAGACGCCUCCUCUACCAUUUCCUUUGGCCUUUGGAAGAGUAUAAGAACAUCUCUCCACUUUGCUUUAAGAAAGAAUAGGGAAGAAAAAGCGAAGGAGAAGAGAUAACUCCUAGGAAACAGACUGGAGCAGCUUUUCAAGCAAUUGGAAGACUCAAAGUCCCCCGACAACCCUCCGGAGAGAAACCGAAGAGGAAGGAAUCAGUCCUGCUUAACCCGACCUCCGCUGCUUCUGCACAGGCGCGUUGCCCGCUACGCGCAUUCCCCACCCCCUUUCCCCACAAUUCUCUGUUCUGUGGGUAAGGAUCCAGGAACAAGCCACAGAGAGGAAAACUAUUGGUUGGAAGAACAGCCAAUGAGAGAGCCUGUUACUAGUCUGCGUACUGAGGUGUGAGGGGUUCGCUUUGGGCCUGAAGCCUUAGGCGGCCUGGUGGUUUUAGCACGAUGAGCUCAAUCGGCACCGGGUAUGACCUGUCAGCCUCUACAUUCUCUCCUGAUGGAAGAGUUUUUCAAGUUGAAUAUGCUAUGAAGGCUGUGGAAAAUAGUAGUACAGCUAUUGGAAUCAGGUGUAAAGAUGGCGUUGUCUUUGGGGUGGAAAAAUUAGUCCUUUCUAAACUUUAUGAAGAAGGAUCCAACAAACGACUUUUUAAUGUUGAUCGGCAUGUUGGAAUGGCAGUAGCAGGUUUGUUGGCAGAUGCUCGUUCUUUAGCAGACAUUGCAAGAGAAGAGGCUUCCAACUUUAGGUCUAACUUUGGAUAUAACAUUCCACUAAAACAUCUUGCAGACAGAGUGGCCAUGUAUGUACAUGCCUAUACCCUCUACAGUGCUGUUAGACCUUUUGGCUGCAGUUUCAUGUUGGGGUCUUACAGUGUGAAUGAUGGUGCACAACUCUACAUGAUUGACCCAUCGGGUGUUUCGUAUGGUUAUUGGGGUUGUGCCAUUGGCAAAGCCAGGCAAGCUGCAAAGACAGAAAUUGAAAAGCUUCAGAUGAAAGAAAUGACCUGCCGUGAUGUUGUUAAAGAAGUUGCAAAAAUAAUUUACAUAGUACAUGAUGAAGUUAAGGAUAAAGCUUUUGAACUAGAGCUCAGCUGGGUUGGUGAAAUAACAAAAGGAAGACAUGAAAUUGUUCCAAAAGAUAUAAGGGAAGAGGCAGAGAAAUACGCUAAGGAAUCUUUGAAGGAAGAAGAUGAAUCAGAUGAUGAUAACAUGUAACACCUACUUCAGCAUCUAUUUUAAAUUUCUAAUACAGUCCCGUGUAUUAUUCAGCCCUGUGGAUUACUAUAUACCCACUACCAGUUUUCAUUAAAUUCUUGUCUUAUAACAAUUGAAGUUUGGUUAAUAUCUGACAAAUUGUUGGAGAUAUCUGAGCACUAUUUAUUCAGUACUAGAAUGUAGAUUUGUGCCUCUUUUAAAAUUCCUUAAACUACUGCAAACAGAGGCUUUGGAAUCAGAUUAAUUCAAAAUCCCAUUUCAUCACUCAUCUAGGAAUCUAAAGAUCAUAUCCUGUAUACAGAAAUACUUACAAACUUAGCAGGCAGUUAAUUGAUGCCACUACCCAAUUUUGUUAUUUACUGCCAUGACUGCUGGUCAUCAGCCAUUGUUAACCUUUAGGUGUAAUGCAUGAAGAAAGAUGUUUUAGGUUGGAGAGUCAAGAAUUUUGGAGUUCUCUUACAACAUAGUGGGUUAAGGAUCCAGUGUUGUCACUGCACUGGCUUGGGUCACUGCUAUGGUGUGGGUUUGAUCCCUGGUCUGGGAACUUUCACGAGCCUUGGCUGGGCGUGGGGGGGGGGGGGAAUGAUCCACAAAACCCUAUCACCUGUCACCUAGGAAAUUUCUUGAUCUGUAAAGUUCAAAUAAAAAUAGUAUUUGGAGUUCCCUGA
Molecule: messenger RNA, 2799 nt
Organism: Sus scrofa (pig)
Lineage: Eukaryota; Metazoa; Chordata; Mammalia; Artiodactyla; Suidae
Gene: PSMA3
Product: proteasome 20S subunit alpha 3
Biological process (GO): ubiquitin-dependent protein catabolic process
Cellular component (GO): proteasome core complex, alpha-subunit complex; proteasome core complex
Source: RefSeq, a predicted model, not a curated record